Molecule: messenger RNA, 1107 nt
Organism: Australozyma saopauloensis
Lineage: Eukaryota; Fungi; Ascomycota; Pichiomycetes; Serinales; Metschnikowiaceae
Exons: 1
Coding region: 1-1107 (368 amino acids)
Biological process (GO): intracellular signal transduction; protein phosphorylation
Cellular component (GO): nucleus; cytoplasm
Molecular function (GO): MAP kinase activity; ATP binding
Source: RefSeq, a predicted model, not a curated record
AUGGAAACCAAAAGCAAGUCUAAUGUUUUUAAAAUCAGUCGUUCCUACGAUCUUAAGCAGAUGUUGGGCCAAGGGGCAUAUGGUACAGUAGCUUGGGCCAUACAUAAACCGACAUCGACACCGGUAGCUGUUAAGAAAAUAGAACCGUUCACAAAGACACUCGUAUGUUUGAGGACUAUUCGGGAACUUCAACUUUUAAACUUUUUCGCCAAUCACGAGAAUAUCAUCGGACUCUUCGAUGUUCAGAAACCGAAAGAUUUCGAAUCUUUCCAGGAAGUGUAUUUGAUUCAGGAAUAUAUGCCUUGCGACUUGCACAAAAUAAUCCACACUCUGAACCUCCUGAAUCAGCAUAUCAAGUUCAUCAUUUACCAGAUUCUUAGAGGCUUGCGAGUGAUCCACAGCGCAAAUGUUAUCCACAGAGACUUGAAGCCAUCUAAUAUUUUGAUUAAUUGGGCAUGUGAGGUCAAAAUCUGUGAUUUUGGGUUGGCACGAAUUGUAGGCUCGGAGCUGCUGGAGCUAGACUCGAACCUCACGGAGUACGUCGCCACAAGGUGGUAUCGUGCUCCUGAGAUCAUGCUUCUGCAAUCUAUGUAUUCAACGGCAGUUGAUUUAUGGUCUGUUGGAUGUAUCAUGGCAGAAUUGUUCAUGGCGUAUCCCUUAUUCCCAGGCAAAGAUUACAAGAACCAGUUGCAAUUGAUUUUUGAUUAUCUUGGUACUCCAAAAGGGGAUGACUUGAAUUGCAUUAAACUGCAGCGCGCAAAAUCUUAUAUUAUUCUGCUUCCAGAUUCCGAGCCUGUGAAGGUUGGGUAUUAUUUCUUGAACCACCCAAGACGGAUUGCAAAAUAUGGAUAUGUUCCAGUAGAUGAGCAAGGGCUUGAUCUCAUGACAAAUCUUCUCUCUUUCAAUCCUGAGAAUAGAUAUACGUCGACAGAAGCCCUCUUUCAUUCCUAUUUGAGCAGUUACCAUAAAUCGACCCUUGAGCCUGUGGCCGGUAUCACAUUGGAACCGACUUUUUUUGAUCGAAAGAGUAAAGGUGAUUUGACUAUGAGCGACUUAAAACAGUAUUUGUUUGAUGAAGUCGUCAGCUUUUCAAGGUACAGGUACUAA